AUGGGAGACGAUGCACCGCCCAUCGGCAUUGAUCUCGGAACAACCUAUUCAUGUGUCGCCGUUUGGAAGCACGAUCGCAUCGAAAUUCUUCCCAAUAAUCAAGGUAAUCGAACGACACCGUCUUGUGUUGCUUUCGUUGAUGCAGCACGUCUCAUUGGCGAUGGCGCCAAGAACCACGCAGCCAUAAACCCUGCUAACACCAUAUUUGGUAAGCUUCUCUUUCUUUUUCUAGGGUUUAUUGAGUGUUGUUAUAUUACUACGAUUAAGAGCAAGGAAAAAGAUACAUAUCUUAAGAAACAUAUGAAUCGUCAACACCGGAGUCUGAUACAUUUAAGUCCACUGAACUCUGAAGUCUUUGAUCCUAUUUAUAAACUAAUCUUUAAAAGCAACGCCACCCGAUAG
This is a messenger RNA of Lactuca virosa, 402 nucleotides long. The record is from the annotation of a GenBank genome assembly. Lineage: Eukaryota; Viridiplantae; Streptophyta; Magnoliopsida; Asterales; Asteraceae.